GAGAGACAGAGCGACAACCAUAUAUACGGAGAGAGAAAGUGAAAAAGAUGGCAACGUGUAUCGUUUAGGGGAUUUUCGUUGUGAUUUUGUUGUUCUCUCUGCUAUUUUUAUGAGCUUGUGGACAGCUAAACCUGCAGAGAUUUCUCUUUCUGCUUUUUUGGGAUUUUUGGGAUUUUUUUUUGGGCGGAGGAGAUGGCGAGGAACGGAGUGUUUUCGCGGCGGCGGACGGCGGCGGAGAUGGAGGAUUCCGACGAGGUGGUGCUGUCGGAGGAAUCUCACGAUGUUCAUGUUCUCGCCGUCGACGACAGCCUCGUCGAUCGGAAAGUCAUUGAAAAGUUGCUGAAAAUUACGGCCUGCAAAGUGACGACGGUGGAUAGUGGGAGGAGAGCUCUGCAAAUUCUGGGACUGGACGAGGAGAAAACCUCUGUCCAAUUCGAUGGUUUGAAGGUGGAUCUGAUAAUCACAGAUUAUUGUAUGCCUGGGAUGACUGGCUAUGAAUUGCUCAAAAAGAUUAAGGGUUCAUCUUUUAGGGAAAUACCAGUGGUGAUCAUGUCGUCCGAGAAUGUUUUGGCACGAAUAGACAGAUGUUUGGAAGAAGGCGCCGAAGAUUUUCUCUUAAAGCCGGUGAAAUUGUCGGACGUUAAACGCUUGAAGAGCUACAUGUUUGGCGACGACCGGUUUCACGGCGAAGACGGCGGGACAAACAAGCCGUCGGAAUCGCCAGAAAUAUCCGACGACACAUCGUCAUCAUCAGCGCCAUCUCUCUCGCUCUCGCCAUCACCAACGACGUCAAUGGAUCUGUCUUCAUGUCUCUCGCUCUCGCCAUCCCCAACAUCAAUUGAUCUCUCGGCAACUCCCUCGCCGCCUUCCACCUCAUCUCCAUCGUCGCCCAAGACAUUCUCCUCGUCGUCAUCGCCUUCAACCAACUCGUCCUCGCCUCCCUCCCCGGUGGCGCCAGCUUCCCCGACGAGAAUACUUAAACGACGCGAUGGCGAUUAAUACUAGGAGAACAGUAGUUUUUUUUUCUUUCCUUUUCCAUUUUGUUUUUACAGAGGCAAGCCAAUUACCCCAUCUCUGUUCUGCAGUUUUUUGUUGGCUUGUCAUAUUUUUUGUUCUUAUUGUUCUUGAUUUCCCUCAAAUCACAUGCAAUAUCUUUAAAUGUUCAUACUUGUUAUAACUUCAGCAAGACUGUUUCUAUAUUCCAUUUAUAACUAUAAUAAUGAUUAUUAUUAUUAACAUUUUA
Ipomoea triloba (trilobed morning glory) is the source of this 1243-nucleotide messenger RNA. RefSeq names its product two-component response regulator ARR3-like. Bases 193 to 999 code for a protein of 268 amino acids. The record is from RefSeq and is a predicted model, not a curated record. Gene Ontology annotation, biological process: cytokinin-activated signaling pathway; phosphorelay signal transduction system. NCBI's taxonomy places the organism in Eukaryota, Viridiplantae, Streptophyta, Magnoliopsida, Solanales, Convolvulaceae. The transcript is spliced from 5 exons.